GUGCCGAGGUCCAGUAGCUAUGGAUGUAGAUCCGGUUCCAUCGGCUUCCUCGGUCGCGCCUCCUGCUAUUCCGGUUACAGUGCCUCCUGUUACCCCGGCUAGCCCGGGUUCUAGCAGGACAAGGUCUCUCUUGAACUGUCCGCCAUCCGAAGCAACUGCAGCCUCCUUCAUGUUCCAGCAUCCGCUAGUAUCUUGUUCCGGCAACUUUCCAUCAGACGACAAGAUGGAUCAGACUUAUGUCGGCUUGAGGCAGGCGACACUUGAUUCUAUUCUUGACAAGAUCAGUCGGGGACCAGCUGAGACGAAGCGCUGCUUUUCUGAGGUAGCUACUGAAUCUCAAGCCAGAAUUCACAUGGGCUCGCUGUUUCCCGGCUUUCGGUACGUGAUUCCCCGUGAUCGAGACAUGAUUGCAGAAGUGGAAGGAGUCACAUUCUAUGUCGUGCAACGCGACGAGAAUGGUGAGAUAAUUCGUGACGACGACGGAAACGCUGUUUUCGAGGUAAAGACGGACAUGCGGGAAUACCACGAGGUCGAGUACAAGGACGAACCCAAGCGGUGGCGUUGCGACUUCAAGAGCAAAGUGAAAAACGUUGAAUUAAUCCAGUGGAUGAAGAAGCAUUAUCCUUACGUGAAGCCCGAGUUCUGGCUGCCGGUUUCCGUCACUGAAGCUAAAUGGAGUUUGAAAGACGAGGACACAUUUCAGUCGGGUUCAUCUGGCUGUAACGAGCUUUUGAGGGAGCUCGAGGAAUUUCACCCCGUUGAUCGACUGUAUACCUUUGUUUGGGCCAACGAUGUGUACAACUAUGGGAUUUUGGACAUUUUUGGAUUCGUGACAGUCUGCGACGGCGAGAUCACUCCAGAAAGCUACGCGGCGUACAAGAAGCAUGUUUCCGGUAUGAGAGACUGGUUGAAGACCUCCUUCCCCGAGGAAUCGUAUAAGCUGGUGCCAGGUACUCUGGAGGAACUGCAAGCACAAUAUGAUACGCGCAAGGUCCAAUAUGAAAGGAAAACCGGCACAACGCUCACUCGAAGGAACUCCAAGUGUCUGGUCGGGGUUUACUACGUAAAACCCGAUAUGAGGAAGAAACUGGUUACUGGCAAUCUCGCAACAGACCUUGAGGACGCUUACAACUUCGUUCAGGGCUUCAUGAGGAUACACGUCGGAAAUGAAUUCCUUGCGUGGACGCCGGAAAUGGUUGAAGACAUAUACCAGCAAAGACUCGUAGAAAUCCGUAAAGAGCAGCGGAACUUCUUCAAGGCGAGAGUCUUUGAGCGGAACCUGGUGCUGUACGAAUCUGAGCUGAAGGCAACAAAAGGGGAACUGUGCAGCAUCAAGGAGUCGGAAGACAAGUAUGUCAUCCGUCUCAAACUACCGAGAUUUGCAGGGAGAAUAGACAUUGUAUCUGGCCCUGUGAAAGGUGACCUGCAAAAGACGUGUCUGGACAUGGUGAAGAUUUACAGCAACGAGGAGCCUGUGGAGGACGAGUGCUGCCUCAGCAUUGUGUUUGAAUUCUCGUCCGUCGAUACUAAUCAGUCCUUUUGGGAGUACGACAACCAACAGGUGAUCAUUUUUCUUCCGAAGAAGACACCUCCGCAGCUGGAGAUUGUCCGUAUGCGGAAGAAACAGAGGAUCUGCUGAAAGAGUUAACGUUCCGUUUUGCCUGGUAAUCUGAUUUGUAGAAGAUGUUUUGAUCAAGAAACUGUAUAGCUCAGUAAGAACUCUAGCUGUCUCUGCCUGUUGGUUUUGGUUUAAA
This is a messenger RNA of Selaginella moellendorffii, 1754 nucleotides long. RefSeq lists its product as uncharacterized. Lineage: Eukaryota; Viridiplantae; Streptophyta; Lycopodiopsida; Selaginellales; Selaginellaceae. The record is from RefSeq and is a predicted model, not a curated record. The transcript is spliced from 6 exons. The coding region runs from base 20 to 1639 and encodes 539 amino acids.